Molecule: messenger RNA, 3604 nt
Organism: Cladophialophora immunda
Lineage: Eukaryota; Fungi; Ascomycota; Eurotiomycetes; Chaetothyriales; Herpotrichiellaceae
Exons: 1
Coding region: 44-3376 (1110 amino acids)
Biological process (GO): replication fork reversal; double-strand break repair via synthesis-dependent strand annealing; interstrand cross-link repair
Molecular function (GO): four-way junction DNA binding; four-way junction helicase activity; hydrolase activity
Source: RefSeq, a predicted model, not a curated record
CCGAGAUAUCAUCCCUCCGGCAAUAGCCUGGGCUGCCAGAGACAUGGACUUCCUGGACGACGAGGCUGAAGUCAGCUCGGAUGUCCUAGUCCCCAGCUCCCAAGCUGAUCUGAAUCCGCGUGCUCGCAAGCGUCGCCGCCUUGACUCCCAUUCUGAUGCCUCUUCACUCCCGGAGCACGACGAAUACGAUUUGCCGCCAAACGAAGAUGAGACCGGAAAAGAAAACAGAAAGUCCAAGUAUGAAGAACGAAUCUAUGUCCCUCAAUAUGGGGAUCGUCCGUCGGAUACCUUCGUUACCCAGUUGACUCAACAACAUUCCAGUCCAUCCAGAAUCCGAGGGCCAAGAUGGAUGAAGCCUCGGAACAACCCUUCGCCCUCGUCUUCCGCUGUCAAACGUCAUGCUAACACCCCACGCCGACAUUCUCAGGCAGCUAUCCACAGCGACGAGUUUGAAGUGGACGAGGACGAUUUCGAACUUUUCGAAGCUUUGGGUGAUUGUAGUAACUCCGCGCUUAGCAAUGGCAACCACGAUGGCAAUCCGGCUCCGCGUCAGCCUCUACAGAAAUCAAACUCUUUCCGCCAGACGACUCUGCAUGGAAUCCAUACCACCCAGCCUCCCGCGACGCAAACCCAGUCGCAGAUCAGGGUACACAAUUGGCCUCUGGCAAACCGGAAUGAGCCCCCUACCCAUCAUGAGAUAGAUCGUGAUGCCAUGACCACAUGGGUCUAUCCCACGAAUCUUGGGCGUAUCAGAGACUACCAAUAUAAUAUUGUGCAUAAGGGCCUUUUCCACAAUAUUCUGGUCGCGUUACCCACUGGCUUAGGGAAGACAUUCAUUGCCGCCACAAUCAUGCUGAACUGGUAUCGAUGGACGAAAAGUGCGCAAAUUGUCUUCGUCGCACCUACAAAACCUCUUGUUUCACAGCAAGUGGAUGCCUGCUUCAACAUUGUUGGCAUCCCGCGAUCUCACACCACGAUGCUGACGGGAGAGGUCUCACCAGCAAUCAGGGCAGAAGAGUGGCAAGAGAAAAGAGUUUUCUUCAUGACACCUCAAACCUUGAUCAACGAUCUGAAGCAUGGCUAUUGUGAUCCGAAAAAGAUCGUGUUGAUUGUGGUGGACGAAGCACACAAAGCAACUGGAAGUUACGCAUAUGUGGAGGUGGUGAAAUUCUUGAGAAGAUACAACUCCAGCUUUCGAGUCCUGGCUCUUACAGCAACUCCUGGAAAAGACGUGGAAAAAGUACAAGAAGUAAUCGAUGGCCUUGGAAUCGCUAGAGUCGAAAUCAGGACCGAGGAGUCGCUGGAUAUCCGCGAAUUUGUACACAAGAGGGAUGUCGAAACCCAGGUAUUUGAAAAUUCGGAUGAGAUAACCAUGUCGUUAGAGAUGCUUUCAGCAACCCUGCAACCAUUACUGAAUAAGCUGCACUCCCAGGGCGCUUCUUGGGGCAAGGACCCACGAAUGAUUACGCUGUUCGGUUUGAAAAAGGCCUGGGAAAGAUGGCAGUUGUCGGAAGCAGGCAGAAGAGCUCAACAUUCCGUGAAAGGCAUGGUGAAAGCGAUAUCCACUACUCUCAUGAGUCUGGCCCACAACAUCGAACUGCUGAAAUACCAUGGCAUCGGCCCUUUCUACCACAAGAUGAAGCUGUUUGCAGAUGAAGCUUCCGGCGGCGGCAAGUAUGCAAAACAAAUUGUGGAUGAUGAUAAUUUCAAGAAAUUGAUGAUCCGACUGAGGGCCUGGAUCAACAACCCAGAUUUUAUCGGGCACCCGAAAUUAUCUUACUUGAAGACGGUCGUGCUCAACCAUUUCAUGGAUGCCGGUGAGGGUGCCAGUGGGAGCCACAGCACAGGCUCCUCGGGCACAAGGAUCAUGAUCUUCACACACUAUCGAGACAGUGCAGAGGAAAUUGUGAGAGUGCUCAAUCGCCAUGGCCCUAUGAUCCGAGCACACGUCUUUGUUGGGCAGUCAGGCACGAAAGGCGGCUCUGAAGGAAUGGAUCAGAAGACGCAACUGAGUGUUAUCAAGCAAUUCAAGGCCGGGAAAUACAACACAAUUGUCGCAACAUCAAUCGGAGAAGAAGGUCUCGACAUCGGUGAAGUCGAUUUGAUUGUGUGUUACGAUUGCUCGAAAUCGCCUAUUAGGAUGCUUCAACGCAUGGGCCGGACAGGGCGUAAGCGGGCGGGUACCAUCGUUUUGCUCAUGAUGCGUGGCAAGGAAGAGUCUGAUUUCGCCCAUUCAGAGGACAAUUAUCAGAAGAUGCAAGAAAAGAUCGCAAGCGGCAAGGAGUUCAAUUUCCACGAAGAGCUGUCGGCCAGAAUCGUCCCAAAAGAGAUCGUACCCGCGGUCGACAAGCGUGUGGUUGAGAUUCCGAUCGAGAACACGCAGCCUGGCUCGGUCGAGCCCAGUAGGCGAAAAGCCAAAAACGCCAAAAAGCCACCGAAGAAGUUCCACAUGCCGGAUGGCGUUGAGACGGGCUUCACGUUUUUGGGCGAUGGAGGAAAGAAGAAGGCCACAACACGAGAGGGCCCAUCCAAACCUCCGGAAUCAAGAAAAGACCGCCACGUGGCUGCACUGCCUCCUUUGAACGAUGUCCUUCUUUCCGAGUCGGAAGAGCGGGAACUCGAAGACCGCUAUGUCCGACUCGCAGGGGUCGAAGACGAGUAUAUCCAGUUCGUGCGCUUUGAUGCUUACCCUGAUCAACAGCGGCGUCUGGGUAAGACAGAUGCCGUCAAACAUUCAAGGGCAACUAGGACUUUGGUACAAGCCUUCGAGGCCAUGCGGAAUCCAAGAAAAAGCUGGAGUCGUCCGUCAGAGUAUGAGCUCUCUCCAGAGGGUGUCGAUGCCUCACCUGAGUUGUCAGAAGCGGAAGAACUGAUGCGUACGACCAAAAUUUCCAAAAAGAAACCGAAGCCUCCAGCGUUUCCCCAAACAAAGGUGUCUAGCAUUACCGUCAGGAGUAGCUCUAUCGGCGAAUACGAUGACAAUGACAGUUUCAUCGAUGACGAAGAAGACCUCGCAGCCUCCCACCUACCAGAGCCCAGACAACAAGCCAGGUCAGUGCUCGAUGACAGCACCGAUGACGAUCUAUUUUCUCCUCUACGGAAAAUACCGAGUUCAUCCCCUGUCCUUGAGGAGGUAGAAACCCUAACAGAGAAACGCUUCUACGUCUCCCAGCAAAGCAUCGAUUACGACGCGAUGGACGAUGACUUGCCGGAUCUAGAGACCCUGAUUUCUGCCAGGUCCAGCAAGGCUCAUGCAUCGAAGACGAAAGCCCAGGGCGUUGUUAUGCCCAUCUCUCCAACCGCGCGGGAGAAAUUCACGAAUCCGGGACGUCGAAAAGGCGCAAGGCGGGUGCUCGAUAGCGAUGACGACGAAUGACUUCCAAGAGGCCUUCGAGGUGAUCGUGCUUGGUUGUUUGUUUGGGGCUUGGGUCUGACCAGGUUGAAUGACUAGAUGAUAGAUCCCCUACUAACGUGGGAAUCAAUGGUCGCGCUCCGGGAGUCAACUCCCUACCAUACAAGAAGCUACAAGCAGCGACUCGUACGUCCUUGCUAAGUACAACCGGUUGGCUAGGUCGCAGUAUGAGUUUCGUGCAUGAAUGCGAAC